CUUGCCCAGCUUCAUCCAAGAGUGAUUAUAUUUCGUUCGCAAACAAAAUGUCUCUACGAUAUCUAUCAGCAAAAGCUGCACAACAAAUUGACGAAGAGCUCAUGAGCACGGCGGGAGCAUUUAGCAUCGACCAGCUUAUGGAACUCGCUGGCUUAGCCUGCGCUCAAACCGUUGCUCGCGUUUUCGAUAAAGACAAAUAUCCUCGUGUGCUUGUAUGUUGCGGUCCUGGGAAUCAAGGCGGGGACGGUCUAGUCGCGGCGCGUCAUCUCGGUCUUUUUGGAUACCGGCCCAUAAUUUAUAUGCCAAAGCCCGGUGCUAAAGACCUAUACCAGCGACUGAAAAAACAAUGCGACAACAUGGAAAUCCCCACUAUUCCACCUUCGACUGAGCUCGGACCUUUAGAAGACGCGUUGGCUUCGUCCGACGUCGUCCUCGAUGCGAUCUUUGGAUUUUCGUUCAAACCUCCCAUCCGCGCGCCGUUUGAUAGUGCUUUACCGCUCCUUACAGAAUCUAAACUUCCCAUCGUCUCUGUGGACAUACCGUCUGGAUGGGACGUUGAGAAGGGUAACGCGGAGGGUGUAGGGUUGAACCCGGACGUUUUGCUCAGUCUUACUGCUCCGAAAGAGGGUGCGAGGUUAUUCCAAGGGAGGCAUUUUCUUGGUGGACGGUUUGUGCCAAAAACCCUUGAACAGAAAUUUGAACUACAUCUGCCGCCGUAUCCUGGAUCGGACCAGAUCGUUGAAUUGUCUGGUUCUUCGCAAAAGCUGUAGCCUCUUUUCUCAGGACGAUACUGCGCCAAUUUGGAUUUUUUUUUUGUGUCUAUAUAGCCUUAUAUUCAACCCGGAAAGCUCAAUGUCAAGUGUAUGUUUACAACUAACACGUUCAAUAUGCAACCGCCG
Molecule: messenger RNA, 899 nt
Organism: Marasmius oreades (fairy-ring Marasmius)
Lineage: Eukaryota; Fungi; Basidiomycota; Agaricomycetes; Agaricales; Marasmiaceae
Exons: 8
Coding region: 48-770 (240 amino acids)
Cellular component (GO): mitochondrion
Molecular function (GO): NAD(P)HX epimerase activity
Source: RefSeq, a predicted model, not a curated record